ACCGCGUGUGUCAGCUGGCCGGCUCGACUGUCUUUGCGAAUUACACGUCACGAGAGAACCUGAAAUUUUAAAUUUGCAAGAUGUGGCUCCGCUGCUUCGUGGUGGCGGUUUGCCUGGCUCAAGGAAUUCAUGGCAUCACGUUUUUCCUAAAACCCAACAGUAAACGAUGUCUAAAGGAGGAAGUUCUUAAGGGUGUUUUGGUAUCCGGCGAGUUCAUGCUUUCCGAUUCUCCUGGACACAAAACAGACCUUGUCGUAACGGAUACUAACGGGCAGGUCCUAGCGCACAGAGAGAACAUCCAUGGCGAUAAGGGAAAAUUCGCGUUCACAACCGACUCAUAUGACGUUUUCGAGGUCUGUUUCAUCACGAAGCUGCUGCCGGGCGUCCAGGGCCAGGAUCGCGAAAUUCAAUUGAAUUUAAAGCAUGGCGCCGAAGCGAUCAAUUACGACAAGCUCGCCGAAGUCGAGAAACUCAAGCCCCUGGAAGUCAAGCUGCAACAGCUAGAAGAUCUCAGUGAAAGCAUUGUCAAAGAUUUCGCUCAUAUGCGACAGCGGGAAGAAGAAAUGCGGGACACGAACGAGUCGACGGCGAACAGAGUUCUGUACUCCUCGAUGAUAGGGAUGCUGUGUUUGAUGGGCCUAGUCGUUUGGCAGAUUCUGUACUUGCGGCGAUUCUUCAAAUCCAAGAAGUUAAUUGAUUGAAGAGCUGAGAAAACCCGAGAUGUUGCUCCCGAGAGGCAGACCCGUUAGUCGGUGCAGAGAAUGAGAUACGAGCACACAGGGAAGUCUACGACUGAACAACGCUUGAUGUGAGCUACCAAUAGUGUCAAAUUGGGGGGAUCAUGUGGGAAGCUUGGACUUGAGCGAGCGACCUGUCCGCCGGGAAGCUUCUCCCGCGUGUGCUCGUCUCGUAUGGAUGUAUGUCAUCAAGUGUGUGAUUCAAGAGAGAUCAAGGACAUCUUUUGCUGUCAUAGGUAUUUGAAUAAAAGGGAAGAAUGUUCUUUGUAAAUUAUAAAGCUCUUGACUCGAUUAA
Messenger RNA from Galendromus occidentalis (western predatory mite), 1032 nucleotides. It is a transcript of the gene bai, whose product is annotated as Transmembrane emp24 domain-containing protein bai. The transcript is spliced from 4 exons. The record is from RefSeq and is a predicted model, not a curated record. NCBI's taxonomy places the organism in Eukaryota, Metazoa, Arthropoda, Arachnida, Mesostigmata, Phytoseiidae. Bases 81 to 701 code for a protein of 206 amino acids.